Messenger RNA from Drosophila guanche, 1700 nucleotides. Its product is annotated as protein giant. The transcript has a single exon. Gene Ontology annotation, molecular function: transcription cis-regulatory region binding. Gene Ontology annotation, biological process: regulation of transcription by RNA polymerase II. Bases 1 to 1680 code for a protein of 559 amino acids. The record is from RefSeq and is a predicted model, not a curated record. NCBI's taxonomy places the organism in Eukaryota, Metazoa, Arthropoda, Insecta, Diptera, Drosophilidae. Gene Ontology annotation, cellular component: nucleus.
AUGAAGGACAGCAGCAGCAGCAGCAGCAACAUCUCCUCGAGCAGCACAGCAGGCAUGCCACAAGCGGCAGCAGCAACAUCGAACAGCGGCGGCACGCCCAGUACGCCCAGCACACCCACAGCCGGACAUGCAGCGGCGGAGACAGCAGCCGCAGCAGCAGCCCAAGCAGCAGCCCAAGCAGCAGCCACGUCACAGCAGACGCCGCCACAGCCGCGUGGCAAGAGCAACAUUCACGAGUUGCGGAACCAGGACUAUGUGAGUCGCCUGAUGGCCGCCACGCCGCCGUAUCUGUACUCGGCACCGGUGGGGCCCAACAAUUUCUUCUUCAGCGAUAUGCUGCGCACCCUGGUGCAGGCACGCAACAACGAGACGGCACGCGUGUUGCAGCUGCAACAACAGCAGCAACAGCAGCAGCAACAGCAACAGCAGCAGCAGCAGCAACAGCAGCAGCAGGCGGCACUGGUACGGCGUCCCAGAAAGCGUUCCUGGUCGCAUCGUCCCUACUACGAGCAGCUGAGGGAACGACGCGAUGCAGAGGAGAAGCAACAGCAGCAGCAACAGCAGCAGCACCAGCAGCAGCAACAGUUGCAGCAGCAACAUCAGUCGCAGCAGCCACACCAGACGGUGGCGGAGAAGCCUCUGGAGCUGACCAACAAGACCAACUCCAUGACGCCCUAUGGCUAUGCGAAGCUGGAGGGCAAGUCGCCAACGGUGGCCUCAGCCUCCGCGCCACCAGCACCGCCCAGUGCUGCCAAAAACAGCCUCGGCGGAGCGGUGGACAGUUCGUUGCAGGAUAAUACACCGCCGGCGGCGUCGUUGCCGCCACAGGACUUGGUGCUGCCACCGCCACCGCCCGUGUGGUAUCCACCGCUGUACGCCCCCUACGGCAUUGAUCCGCUGCACUUCUUCAUCGAUCUGCGCGUCUCCGGGCACAUUUACGAUCGCAAGAAGGAGAAUGUCUCCCCAUUGUCCAGCAGCAACAAUGCACUGACAGCCAGCGGCGAGGACUCCUCCCCAGGGUCCAAUGCGGGCACAGGCACGGUGACUGGUUCCAGCUCCGGCUUGGCCAGCAAUCUGUUGAGCAAGCAGCGGCAUGGCUCCGCCUUCACUGUGCCCAUACCCAAGUCGGCCCAGAACGAUGCCAUCAAUCUGUGCUCCAACGGAUCCGGCGGCGGCAUGGCAGGCGCAGGCGCAGGCGCUGGAGCUGCAACUGGCGGAGCUGGAGCAGGCCUGGGCAAAUUCGAGCACUACGCCAAGUACUAUGAUCUCGGGGAGAGCAAGGAGAACCAGCCGGCGGCCUCGAGCACAGCGGCCAAUCUGUCAGCGGCCGCUGCCGCCGCUGCUGCUGCGGCGAAUCUGUCCAAGUCCGGUGCCAGCUACAUGCUGCAGCACUUGCCCCGUCUCUACAGCCAGUUUGCGGCGCAUCAAGCCCAGGCCCAGGACCUGGACACGCGGUCAGAGUCGGCCUCGGUCACGGCCUCAGUGUCCGUGCCCGAUCUCUGCGACGAGGAUUCGCUGGGACGUGGCUCGAGCGACACCACCGCCGGCCUCGACUCGGGCAAUAUGCAGGGCAACUGUGACAUCGAUGUGGAGAUCAUCGACUCGAUCAAGUACCGCACGGACGGUGAGAGCAGUCGCUGUUCCAGCAACGAUGAGGCAUCCAUCACACAGAUCGAUUAGUCGGCUGACGUCGGGUGUGG